AUGGAAUCCCAGAUACAGUCUGUGAUAACAGACAACGGACCUCAGUUUUCGGCCACUGCAGAAUUUUCAGCAUUUGCAAGAGAUUGGCAGUUCAAGCAUCUAACUUCAAGCCCUGGUUACCAACAAUCUAAUGGCCGAGCAAAGAAUGCGAUCAAGACUUGCAAAAUGCUGAUGACAAAAGCCCAACUUGCUGGUCAAGACUCAUUCUUAGCAUUUUUAGAACGAAGAAACACCCCCACAGAAGGUCUGGGAUCAUUACCUGCCCAAAGGGUGAUGGGGCACGUAUGCGAACACUGUUACCGACUCACAAAAAUCUCGUUAAACCACCAAUCAACGAAGGCCACUAGGUAUAAACUGGCUGCCCGGAAACCACGACAAAUUCGCCAUUAUAACAAGAUGUAUCAUCCUCUUAAGCCAUUAAAAAAGGGUCAAGCUAUACGAAUGAAAUUACCAACAAAAUGGACAAACAAAAUGGACGCUUGGAAC
Paramuricea clavata is the source of this 486-nucleotide messenger RNA. The record is from the annotation of a GenBank genome assembly. Lineage: Eukaryota; Metazoa; Cnidaria; Anthozoa; Malacalcyonacea; Plexauridae.